Molecule: messenger RNA, 2048 nt
Organism: Dendronephthya gigantea
Lineage: Eukaryota; Metazoa; Cnidaria; Anthozoa; Malacalcyonacea; Nephtheidae
Product: gamma-aminobutyric acid receptor subunit beta-2-like
Exons: 10
Coding region: 77-1444 (455 amino acids)
Biological process (GO): signal transduction; regulation of membrane potential; nervous system process
Cellular component (GO): membrane; neuron projection; synapse
Molecular function (GO): neurotransmitter receptor activity; extracellular ligand-gated monoatomic ion channel activity; chloride channel activity
Source: RefSeq, a predicted model, not a curated record
UGAAGAUUUGGCGAGAACGAAGUUCAACAUUUAAAACUGUGCUGUUUGACAAUAGACGAACGUCUCGAGAGCAAUCAUGCAAAUAAUGCUGAUAUAUGCGGUUUGUGCUGUACUUCGUUUCACUCGUUCUACUCAAACAGCUACAAUUACGGAUGACGUUGUUGACAGACGAGAGGCUGCAAAUGCAACAAAUAUUUUGAAGGAUCUUUUACAUAAAAAUGUUUAUGAUAUACGCACACGUCCGUUUGCACAAAAAAAGCCAAUUGAAGUUGAUGUGGUUGGUCAGAUUCAACAAUUUAAAGACAUCAAGGAAUCUACUAUGGAAUUUACAUCAAGCGUCUUCCUUAUCCAACGUUGGAAAGAUCCAAGACUAAAGCAUAAGGUUGCAGGAACUCUAUCGUUAAAAGGAAAAGAAGUUUCAGAGAGAAUUUGGACACCAGAUACCUAUGUUCCCAAUUCCAACCAGUUUACUUUACACGAGAAAAAUCAACUUGCUGUCAUUUCAAUUGAUGGGGGAGUGUAUUACAGUGCAAGGGUGACGAUUGUAGCCGCAUGUCAAAUGUACUUGCAAAAUUUCCCAAUGGAUGUUCAGGAGUGUACAUUGAAAAUUGAGAGUUAUGCUUACAGCAAUGAACAUAUGCAACUACGCUGGAAGAAAAGUGGUACAGAUCAACCGAUACAAGUCAUAAAUACACAAAUGGCUGAAUUUGAAAUUUCUGAUAUCAAGUGUACAGUCGAGAAUGUUACAUACAAAGCAGGAAAUUAUUCUAGUCUACGGGCGAAAUUCAGGUUUGAACGUCGGAUGGGUUUUUAUCUCAUUCAGGUUUAUCUUCCAACCUUAAUCAUCACUAUACUUAGUUGGUUGUCCUUUUACAUUGACCCGAGGGACAUUGGAGAAAGAGUAUCCUUAGGGAUCACAACGAUUCUUACGAUAGUUUUCUUACUUGGUACCAACAAUUCUUCCAUGCCUCGCGUGAGUUAUGCCAAAGCUAUAGACUGGUAUCUAAUCACAAGUUUUAUGUUCGUGUUUGCAACAUUGGUUGAGUCCCUCGUCGUUUUUAAAUUUUCUCGUUAUGAUGAUAUGCUCAAAGAAGAUAAAAGGACAAAUAUUACGGAAGAAGUUAUCGGGUACAAACCGAACAACGUUAUGCGGGAGGACUCUUUUAAGAUGGACGCGUUAAAACAACAAGAGGCAACGUCUCCCUGUUUAGUCGAUGAAAAUGGUGAAACACGUUCUCUGCGCAUCGCGUUUGCGCACAAUGACCUGUAUCACCGCGGUCGUAACUCGGUUGCAUUGCCAAAAUGUAUACCAAAAUCUGCUGUGUAUAAAUCCAAUUGUCAUUUCUCUUUGAGUCAAAUGGUCGAUCGUGUUUGUCGCAUUCUUUUUCCAGUCUCCUUUGGUUUUAUGAAUAUCUUGUAUUGGGGUUUGUUGUCAGCGAAAUGAACACGAUAAUAUUCGUUCAAUGAGAAGGAGUACACUUUUCUCUAUUUGUGUACAAAAGUACUCAACGAAUUUGUAGAAGUGCCAAAAGUCAAGUUCCACAAGAUAACCAAGGAUGUUUUGAGAAACCAGCUUUCCUGGAGAAAGGGAGUUUAGAUGUUUGUAAGAGAUAGGACAUAUAGUACCUUUUUUCGUUUAGUUUGUUGUAGAUUUGUACAUUAAAAUAUGCGAUAUAGUACAAAAGAAAGUCCAAUAUAGCUAUAACUACAGAUAUUAUUUAUAAUAAUUAGGACGUUUAAAAAUAUAUUGGUUAGCAAUUUUAGGGGUCCGCAGUUGACGUGACGGCGAGUGAUUAAAUUGCAAGCACAAUAACUGAACACUGCAAGUAAGCGAAAUAGGAAAUGUUCAGCGAUAGUUAUCGCUAUCGCGCUAUUACUUAAACCAUGCAUUUUGGUUACCUAUAACUAGUGGCUACCCUAAUCCCCCUGCAUCAUUGUACAAAACAAGCCUAUAUCUAUUUUGACGAAGUGUAUCGAUUAUAGAGAAAUAUAAAAUUUUAACCACAAAUACAGUAUCUGAUGAUGGUUGAAUGAUAUAAGAUUAGGAA